Penicillium roqueforti is the source of this 1536-nucleotide messenger RNA. Its product is annotated as dihydrolipoyl dehydrogenase. Gene Ontology annotation, molecular function: dihydrolipoyl dehydrogenase (NADH) activity; flavin adenine dinucleotide binding. The record is from RefSeq and is a predicted model, not a curated record. Gene Ontology annotation, cellular component: mitochondrion; oxoglutarate dehydrogenase complex. The coding region runs from base 1 to 1536 and encodes 511 amino acids. The transcript has 4 exons. Lineage: Eukaryota; Fungi; Ascomycota; Eurotiomycetes; Eurotiales; Aspergillaceae.
AUGUUCCGCGCCGUCUUGCCCCGGGCUUCGCCCCGGUCUGCCUUCCGCCAUGCCGGCUCCAGGGCUAUUCCCAACAAUUUCGUUACUCCCAUGAUCUUCAUUGGCCACUCAAAACGUGGUUUCGCUUCUGAAGCAGAUCACGACCUGGUCAUCAUCGGUGGUGGUGUCGCCGGUUACGUUGCUGCUAUCAAGGCCGGUCAAGAGGGUCUCAAGACCGCAUGUAUCGAGAAGCGCGGAACACUCGGCGGUACCUGUUUGAACGUCGGCUGUAUCCCUUCUAAGUCUCUCCUCAACAACUCCCAUCUCUACCACCAGGUCCUUCACGAUACCAAGAAGCGUGGUAUUGACGUUGGCGAUGUCAAGCUCAACCUUACCCAGAUGAUGAAGGCCAAGGACACAGCUGUUGAAGGCCUGACUAAGGGUGUUGAGUUCCUGCUGAAGAAGAACGGCGCCGAGUACAUCAAGGGUACCGGUUCUUUUGUUGAUGCCAACACUGUUAAGGUCGUCCUCAACGACGGUGGUGAGAAGACCCUGCGUGCUAAGAACAUCAUCAUCGCCACCGGCUCUGAAGCCACCGGCUUCCCCGGUUUGAACAUUGAUGAGAAGCGCAUUGUCUCAAGCACUGGUGCUUUGGCUCUCGCCGAGGUCCCCAAGAAGAUGACCGUCAUCGGCGGUGGUAUCAUCGGUCUUGAGAUGGCUUCCGUAUGGUCCCGUCUCGGCGCUGAGGUCACUGUUGUUGAGUUCCUCGGCCAGAUCGGUGGCCCCGGCAUGGACGCCGAGAUCUCCAAGCAGGCCCAGAAGAUCCUUGGCAAGCAGGGUAUUAAAUUCAAGACCAACACCAAGGUCAUGUCCGGCGAUGACAGUGGUUCUACUAUUUCCCUCAAAGUUGAGGCUGCCAAGGGUGGCAAGGAGGAGACAUUGGACGCCGACGUUGUCCUGGUCGCUAUUGGCCGUCGUCCCUACACCGAUGGCCUGAACUUGGAGCAGGUUGGAAUCGAGAAGGAUGAGCGUGGCCGCCUGAUUAUCGACCAGGAGUACCGCACGAAGCUUCCCCACGUCCGUGUCAUUGGUGACUGCACCUUCGGUCCCAUGCUGGCCCACAAGGCCGAGGAGGAGGCCGUUGCCGCCAUCGAAUAUAUCAAGACCGGCUACGGCCACGUCAACUACGCUGCCAUCCCCAGCGUCAUGUACACCCACCCCGAGGUCGCUUGGGUUGGCCAGACUGAGGCUGAGAUUAAGGCUUCCGGUGUCAAGUACAAUGUCGGUACCUUCCCCUUCAGCGCCAACUCCCGCGCCAAGACCAACCUCGACACCGAGGGUCUUGUUAAGUUCAUCGCCGAUGCCGAGACCGACCGCAUUCUCGGUGUCCACAUCAUCGGCCCCGGUGCCGGUGAGAUGAUUGCUGAGGCCACCCUCGCCAUCGAGUACGGUGCUUCCUCCGAGGACAUUGCCCGCACUUGCCACGCCCACCCCACUCUCUCCGAAGCCUUCAAGGAGGCUGCCAUGGCCACCUACUCUAAGGCCAUUCACUUCUAA